GCCAGUCAGUGUUUUGUGUUAUUGUUAAUAAUUAUAAUGAUAAUAAAACUCAUAGUUUCUAGCGCACUUUGUGUUUUUUAUUGAAGACCACACGAACUGUAACAUGAUUCCCUGUGCUUAGUUUUCAUUGUUUGUUUUCGUCUGGUUAUAAAGAGUCGUGUAAUGAGUUUACUGCUGUGGUAAUGACGUAGCUUUUCCGUUUUUUGCGUCACGCAUGUGCGCGCACCGGCGGACACGCGCAGCGCUUCCCACGAGAGAGAGCGUGCGCGCGCUCAUUCAGUGAUGGAUCAGAUCGGCGCUGAUCGCGUCGCUUAUAAUCAGGAUUUCACACACAAGACUAUCCUGGUGGGAGACAGUGGAGUGGGAAAGACUUCUCUACUGGUUCAGUUUGAUCAGGGGAAAUUUAUCCCGGGAUCUUUUUCUGCCACGGUGGGAAUCGGGUUUACGAAUAAAGUUCUUACUGUGGAUGAGCUGAAGGUGAAACUACAGAUCUGGGAUACGGCGGGACAGGAGAGAUUCCGCAGCGUCACACACGCGUAUUACAGAGACGCUCAGGCGCUGCUCCUGCUCUAUGACAUCACCAGCAAGUCCUCCUUUGAUAACACACGGGCGUGGCUUACUGAGAUCCACGAAUACGCUCAGGAUGAUGUCGUCAUCAUGUUGCUCGGAAACAAGUCGGACAUGAGCAGUGGGAGAGUGAUCCGGCGCGAGGAUGGAGAGAAGCUCGCCAGAGAGUACGGGGUCAUUUUCCUGGAGACCAGCGCCAAGACCGGACUCAACGUGGACGAGGCCUUCACGACCGUGGCAAAGGAGCUGGUGAGACUCGCCGUCCAGACGCCCGUCCAGCCCCGCUUCGAGCUUCAGGAGCUGAUGGAGCCGGAGAGAGAGACGACCAGCUGCUGCGGGGCGAACUAGAGGAAGAGGAGAGAUCUUCAUCACUCUGAGCUGCACUUCUCAUCACUAACACCAGGUGGCGCUGUGAGCCUCUGACUGGCACUGACACGCUGCAGAAAUGCUCUUCUUACUCAGUGUUUGUGUCUUGUUUCUAGUCCAAAUAUCAUAAAAUUACUAAAUCAAGAAGUAUUUAUUAAAGGAGUAAAAUGGCAUUACAUAUUAUGUCUAGUUUUCUGGCAAUAUUCAUCAAAAUGAAGUGAUUCGUUGAUUUAAAAAAGCAACAUUAUCUGCCAAUGGCGUCAGACAUAUAAUGUUAAUUCAAACAGGAAUUAGAUCAUUUUACUUGUUUUAAGCACAAACUCGCUUCAUUUGGAUUUAUAUUCCCAGAACACAAGAGAUAAUAUCUAAUGGCAUUUUACUUCUCUACUAAACGCUUCUUGAUUUAAGAAUCUUCAGAUAUUUGGACUGGAAACACUGAGUAAGAAGAUCAUGGUGGAAACCAGUUGUAUAAAGUAAAUAACAUUUCUAAACGACCUAUUACAGAACCGACUGCUGUAAAGUAUCUUAUGAAGUCCACCUAUAAUGUGCUUUACACACUCGUGAUGUCUAGAACAGGUUUUCCUGCUUGAAUGUUGAUUAAUGUUGAGUUGCGGCUCCUCUCUUCCCAGUCUGUCAGUAACGCUCUGUUCACUUCCUGUCUCUAUGAAGCCCCUCCUUCUGAAAGCACACUGUGCUCCGAUUGGUCGGCUGGAGUGGUGUGUUGUGAUUGGUCGAGCGCUGAGUGUGUUUGGGAAAUGUCCCGCCCCUUUCCAUAACCGCCAGUUUAACACACUACUAACUAACUCAACCAGGCCCCGCCCCUUUAUUCUGCGCAUAAAUUAUUAGUGUCCCGGAAGAGUUUAAGAGAGUCCAAAACAUCCACUGGUUAAAGAUCUACUAUAAUAUUUUGAAUUUUUUUGUGAUUUCCAAUGCGUCUUUUGAAGGACUGUUAAUGGAGGGAAAAAGCUUUGUUGGUUUUAACAUGCUGAACUUUGACCCCUGGUUUCAUGUGUCCACAAAACAUAUCACACAGUAAAUAGAUCAAUGUCACUAACGAGCUUAAUAUCCAUAUUAUCAGCGAGUGUUUCUGGGCCUGUUUACCUCAUGCUGAGGAAGAGCUCUAAUGCUGCGUAUUAAUAUCAGGAUCUCCACUGAGAAUAUUAUGCACCAGUUCAAUAUUGCAAAUCAUAUUUCAAGAAAAUAUGCAUUUUUCCUGCUUUGCUGUACAACGAUUAAAUUGUUCUUUGCAUUGAAUUAAUAUUGUUAAUGAAUUUACGAGAAUAUGCAUUUAUGGCUGUCUGUGAUGAUGUGUCCCUGCCUGCGUGUUUAUAUCCGAAGCAGAUUUUAUUAUGAAAUUAUGAAACGCUAUUUUGUAAUGCAUCCGUUUACCUGAAUCAAAACACUUUGCACAGUUUUGUGUCGAAUGUCCUCAGGUGUUUUCAUGUGUUUGGAGUGUGUGUGUGUGUGUGUGUGUGUGAUGCUUUAUAAAAGAGCAGUUGUGUGAAUCUGUUCCUCACAGAUGUGUUUUGUUAUUAAAGAAUGUUUUAUAAA
Molecule: messenger RNA, 2484 nt
Organism: Pimephales promelas (fathead minnow)
Lineage: Eukaryota; Metazoa; Chordata; Actinopteri; Cypriniformes; Leuciscidae
Product: ras-related protein Rab-37
Molecular function (GO): GTP binding; GTPase activity
Source: RefSeq, a predicted model, not a curated record